UAGAUGUGAGCCCCCUGCAUUGCAGGGAAUCUGAAAAAUAGGCCACACUGUACUAUUCAAAUAAGCACGACUUGUUCAAUUCUAGUCUGAUGGGACAAACUUUAGCUUCACUUAUUCUCUUUCAGACAUUUCUUUUUUUGGGUAUAAUUCAGAGUAUCCUCAAGCCACUUUGGACUUAAGACUAAUCUCUGUUGGGCCGGGAGUGCUAAGCUUAAAGCCUUCCCAAUAAGUGCACUUGCUGAGAUUCGAACUUGUGUUCUUUUCUUUACGGGAGGUGAGACAGUUUACCAUCUCAACCAACAGUUUGUUGGUCUUAUUCAGGCAUUUUGAGAAGCUGAGAGUUUCUCCAUCAUGUAUCUUUUUUUCCCCCCUCUUCUUUGGAUACAAAGAUGAGGCUAAAAGCUCAGGAAGAUGUAUCAUGUAUCUUUAACGUAAAGGGGUUAAAAAAACGGUUGAGCUUAAAGCAGUUUUAUUGUUGCCUGAUCAUUCUAAAGUGCAUAGGGGGAUGUAUCGGGUUGCUUGUGUUAAGACUUGAGACUUUAUAUAGAUAUCUUCCUCUUGAUUUGGAUAAUUGGCAGAAUUCUGUGUGCACUUGCUUUGGGGUCGGGUUAAUGGCUGCACACAUUGGAGUCAUAUCCCCUUCUACCUUCUUCCCUUCACUCCGUUGCCUUCCUCAUCACUAUAUAACCAAAACCAAACCUUUGAUUUUGGCUAGUAUGAGCAAUGAUCCAAUACGUGAGUGGAUUCUUUCUGAAGGAAAAGCCACACAGAUAACCAGAAUCAAUCCUAUUGGUGGAGGUUGUAUCAAUCUUGCUAGUCGCUAUGACACUGAUGCUGGCUCUUUUUUUGUUAAAACAAACAGGAGUAUUGGACCAUCAAUGUUUGAAGGAGAGGCUCUUGGUUUAGGAGCAAUGUAUGAAACCAAGACCAUUCGUGUGCCUCAACCAUUUAAGGUUGGAUCAUUGCCCACCGGUGGUUCUUUCAUCAUUAUGGAAUUCAUUGAAUUUGGAGCUUCUAGAGGAAAUCAGUCUGAUCUAGGGAGGAAGCUUGCUGAAAUGCAUAAAGUAGGAAAAUCCAGUAAAGGUUUUGGUUUUGAUGUUGAUAACACCAUUGGCAGCACCCCACAGAUAAACACCUGGUCAUCAGAUUGGAUUCAGUUUUAUGGUGAGCAUAGAUUGGGUUAUCAACUUAAGUUAGCACUGGACCAGUACGGUGACAGAACUAUAUAUGACAAGGGGCAAAGAUUGGUAAAAAGUAUGGGGCCCCUUUUCGACAAUGUGGCAAUAGAGCCAUGCUUGCUACAUGGAGACCUCUGGAGUGGAAAUAUCUUCUCUGACAAGAACGGGGAGCCUGUUAUAUUGGACCCAGCAUGUUAUUAUGGACACAAUGAGGCGGAAUUCGGAAUGUCCUGGUGUGCUGGCUUUGGAGGAUCAUUCUAUAAUUCGUAUUUUGAGGUGAUGCCCAAACAGCCAGGAUUUGAGAAGAGGAGAGAUCUUUACAUGCUGUAUCACUACUUAAAUCAUUAUAACCUCUUUGGUUCCGGCUACCGGUCAUCAGCCAUGUCCAUAAUAGAUGAUUACCUGGCCAUGCUGAAAGCUUAGUACAUUGUUGAUAAUAAGCUAGCAUGUAGAGAAUGAGGUUCUUGUCCUGCACAUAUUGCCAUGCGGCUCAGGCUUAUCAUUGCGUUCUGCUAAUUUCGGUAGCGUUGUCUCCUCCAUUUAUGUAGCUACAGUUUCGGGUAAGCUUCAUGUUUUAUUCUUGAAUGGGGGAGUCUGGUUUGGGAUAAUGUUUCUCUCGCGUGUCUAUAUAUAUUAUAUAUAUACAUGUAUAUCGUCUGGCACCGUGAACAUUUCGACGUGAUCCCUCUUGUUGUA
Neltuma alba is the source of this 1874-nucleotide messenger RNA. Its product is annotated as protein-ribulosamine 3-kinase, chloroplastic-like. Lineage: Eukaryota; Viridiplantae; Streptophyta; Magnoliopsida; Fabales; Fabaceae. The transcript is spliced from 10 exons. The record is from RefSeq and is a predicted model, not a curated record. The coding region runs from base 390 to 1601 and encodes 403 amino acids.